This is a messenger RNA of Drosophila eugracilis, 2057 nucleotides long. It is a transcript of the gene Or13a, whose product is annotated as odorant receptor 13a. Lineage: Eukaryota; Metazoa; Arthropoda; Insecta; Diptera; Drosophilidae. The transcript is spliced from 6 exons. The coding region runs from base 585 to 1856 and encodes 423 amino acids. Gene Ontology annotation, molecular function: odorant binding; olfactory receptor activity. The record is from RefSeq and is a predicted model, not a curated record. Gene Ontology annotation, biological process: sensory perception of smell; detection of chemical stimulus involved in sensory perception of smell. Gene Ontology annotation, cellular component: plasma membrane.
UAUUUUCGUAUUUUAGAUAAUAAUGAUGAUAUACAAUAAUAAAAAUGUCAAAAAAUAAUAUUUUAGGUUUUAAUACAGUAUUAUCGGAAAUUUAAUUAUCAAUUCAAGGACGUAUGGCAUUCCACAUCUAAGUCAUUAUUGGCCAACUAAUGACCAAUAUACAAAAAAUAACAUUUCUAGGUCACAAUGUCAGUUGAUUGGAAACUUAACUUAGCACUUCAUUCACUAUUUGGACUUUUUUUGCAUUGUUAUGGAAAAAGACAAUAUUAAAAUCUAUAUAAAACGCCAUUAAAACGCGGAAAAUGUCAUAGCUCUUUAAAGACACUUAUUGACAAAUGCGUUUGAUCAAAAUUUCAUACUAACCAUUUAAUGAAUUGGUACCAACGUUUUUGGCGGUAAGUGCUAGUCCUGUAUGCAAAGCCUUUCAUAAAUAUUUACAUGGUAAUUAAUUUGGUUAAAAGGGGUCAUUUUGUGCACACUAAAUUCUCUUUUAUAUUUCGUUUAUCGCGGGGUUUUUAACUUCCUAUAAAAGUCUCUCCAGUUUUGGAUAACAAUUUAGAUAGUAACCUGCUGGCUAGAAAGACAUGUUUUAUUCUUAUCCAUAUAAGGAACUUAGUUUUCCCAUUCAGUGUGUUUGGCUGAAACUGAAUGGCUCUUGGCCCUUAUCAGAAUCUUCCGAAGAAAAGAAAAACCAACCUUUUUAUGGCUAUUCAUUUUUGUCCAAUGCCUAUAUAAUAUGGGCGUGGUACGUAAUAGCUUCUGUUGGUAUAACGAUUAGUUAUCAAACCGCUUUUUUGUUAAAAAACCUUUCCGAUAUUAUAAUCACCACGGAAAACUGUUGUACCACGUUCAUGGGAGUCCUAAAUUUUGUUCGACUCAUUCACUUACGCUUGAACCAACGCAAAUUUCGUGAUCUAAUUGAACAUUUUUCUUACGAAAUUUGGAUAACUGACCAUUCUAAAAACGCUGUGGCGGCUAAUUGUCGAAAACGCAUGAUCACAUUUAGCAUAAUGACAGCCUUGCUAUCGUGCCUUAUAAUCAUGUACUGCGUCUUACCAUUAGUUGAAAUAUUUUUUGGACCCGAACUGGACCCACAGGAUAAGCCAUUCCCUUACAAAAUGGUCUUUCCAUACAAUCCUCAAAACAGUUGGCUCCGAUACGUGCUGACGUAUAUGUUUACAUCAUAUGCAGGAGUUUGCGUAGUCACCACAUUGUUUGCAGAAGAUACAAUUUUGGGUUUCUUUAUAACAUACACUUGUGGCCAGUUUCAACUGUUACAUGAACGAAUCGAGAAAAUAUUAAAGGGAACUAAUGCGGAAACCGCGGAAAAUAUUCAAUUGGAGCGCCUCAAAUGUAUUGUACAAAAGCACAAUAAUAUUAUAAGAUUUGCUAAAAGCUUGGAAGACUUUUUUAAUCCAAUUCUGUUGGCAAAUCUCAUGAUAUCAUCAGUUCUUAUUUGCAUGGUUGGCUUUCAAAUAAUAACUGGGAAAAAUAUGUUUAUCGGGGAUUAUGUUAAGUUUAUAAUCUAUAUAUCCUCUGCCCUUUCGCAAUUAUACGUAUUGUGCGAGAAUGGAGACGCCUUAAUAAAACAGUCUACGUUGACAGCACAAGUUCUUUACGAAUGCCAAUGGGAAGGAUCAGAUCGAGUCAAGUCGUAUUCCUAUAAAUCAACUAGCAAGCGAGUCCGGAAUCAAAUAUGGUUUAUGAUACUCUGCAGCCAGCAACCAGUACGGAUAACGGCUUUCAAGUUCUCAACUUUGUCCUUGCAAAGUUUUACGGCGAUUUUAAGUACGUCAAUAAGCUAUUUUACGUUAUUACGGUCAGUUUACUACGAUGACGAAAAGAAGCACGACUAACUAUAAAUUUGUCUACAUAUUUAACAAUUUUAUUUUAAGAAAUAUGUUUCCGUAUCUACCGCUUAAUUUUUAAAAUGUUUGUAAAUAAAAUGACAGCUAUUCCUCAGAUUUGCUAAUACAUACAUAUACUUUAGUUACCUUUGUAUGUAGGUGCAUAUCGGAUGAAUUUCAAUUGAAGUUUGUAAAAGGCAUUGGAAAAUC